AUGCUAUGCCGUGCUAUAUUCAGCAGGGACAUCGAGCUGAUCCAACUCUGCCUGUCACAUGGUGCCAAGCUGGACUGCUGGGCUCAUGAAUCGAUCGGUCGAAACUGUACGCUUGAGCUGAUGAGGAUCUUCAUCCCAUCGCUCCUGGAUGUCAACUACAACGUGGACCGACUUGGCGGCUAUCUCACCUUUGCUAUACGUGGAGAUGAUUCCAAACUUCAUCAUCAGUUUAACAUGAUGGAAUUACUUUUCCGACCUGAGGUGGAUAUCAAUGAUAAUGCGAAGGAGCUGCGCCGUAUGUGUUUCAUGCUGCGGCAUAAGGAGCGCACGGCACUGCAUGAGGCUGCUUCGGAGGGCAAUGCGGAUGUAGUGAGCUACUUGCUUGAGCGAGGGGCUAAUCCUGAUUUUCGUGAUCUCGAUGGACAGACGCCAUUGAUGUUAGCUCAGACGGACGGUCGCCAGGAGGUGGUGGAGAUUUUGGAAAUGAAACAGGCAUAA
Messenger RNA from Aspergillus alliaceus, 498 nucleotides. Its product is annotated as ankyrin repeat domain-containing protein. Gene Ontology annotation, molecular function: protein binding. Bases 1 to 498 code for a protein of 165 amino acids. The transcript has 2 exons. NCBI's taxonomy places the organism in Eukaryota, Fungi, Ascomycota, Eurotiomycetes, Eurotiales, Aspergillaceae. The record is from RefSeq and is a predicted model, not a curated record.